UUACUGCAGUAUGAUCAGCGCAUUAGAUGCCACUUCGACGAGCCGGAAGAUGACGGACGUGAGGAACGAUGAGAAGGACGCGUCGAGCAUGUCGCCGUCGGUGUGCCAGCCCUUGUCGUCACUGUGGCCGCAGCUGUGUCGCUGGAAUGGAUGGUCGGCACUGAGGGGCGGGGACAGCCGACUGCGGAAGGGCGCCUGGUCCUUGAGGGUGGCCAGCAGCUCCCCAUCAGGGUCGUUGUCAAACCUCCCCGCCAAAGUUGACGUGCCGGCCCACCAGCUUCCACAGCGCCACAACACGCGGCUCCGCCAGGAAUGCCUACCACACACGGAUGCAUCAUAAGAAAUACAUACCUGUCCUCGAGGCUCAUGAAUGCCUGAAUGAUCUCCCCGCCCCGGUGUGUGCGGACCUGUUUGCUUCGGAACUUGUUGAGGUCGUCUCGCGUGAUGAUGGAGCCGGGAGGUGGCAGAAGCUGCCCUGCCGCGCAGGUCUGAGAGCGUCUGCCGCCUCAUCCCAGCGCUGGUGCUCCACUCAGCCACAGGGCCUGCAGCAGGUGACACCACUCCAGAUGCGAGUAGUCGAACGGCACCACAGCGUCCAGCUGUGUGCCGUCGGCGAAUGUGGCGGCCCGCAGGGCGUCCUUGAGUCGGCGGGUGAGCACGGGAUGAGGGCGAGGAAGAGGCCCGCUGUUCGGGGGUUCCCGGCGUCACUCAGCUCGUGCAGCUCACUCCUCCCGUAAUGAUAGAUAGAAUCUCGAGGCACCGGCCGCCCAACGCUGGGCGAGCGCACCGUGCCUAUGGUGCCCUUGCGCAAGCAGCCGCCAUGCAGCACUGUAGAAUCUGGAGCAGCCCGUUUGGCCGACUGGCUCCAU
Molecule: messenger RNA, 869 nt
Organism: Vitrella brassicaformis
Lineage: Eukaryota; Vitrellaceae
Source: the annotation of a GenBank genome assembly